Messenger RNA from Lindgomyces ingoldianus, 420 nucleotides. RefSeq lists its product as uncharacterized. The transcript has 4 exons. NCBI's taxonomy places the organism in Eukaryota, Fungi, Ascomycota, Dothideomycetes, Pleosporales, Lindgomycetaceae. The record is from RefSeq and is a predicted model, not a curated record. The coding region runs from base 1 to 420 and encodes 139 amino acids.
AUGGUCCCUAACUCGAAGAGAUUUACCAGUAAGGGUGAAGGGGAGCCCAAUCAAAUUUGGGAGGCCAUGCAGCCGCCGGCUCAGGGAGUCAAGCAUGCUAGGGAGAGAGCUGUGCUAGGGAAUUGGCCUUUGAAUUUAGAUAAUCAUGAAUUGAACAGGAAAGGCAUACAAGGUUCAAUUUCAACACAUUUGCCUUCACUCCGUAGCCUCUCCAGGGGCACGAGUUAUGAGAGAAGUCAUGUAUUGAAGACUAAAGACCUGAGGAGCUACAUGGCAACUCCUUCAAAGCAUAUGCGAGAUACUCAGACUAAGGAACACCCAAACAAUGGCCACUAUCCUGUCAGAAUCGCCUUUGAGACUAACUGGGAUAAUAUAUGGUGUUCUGGCUUCAUAUUCGGCGCGGAGCAGUUGGGAUAUUAG